AUGGCUCAUAGUGUGAGACUCGUCAUAGCUCUACUUCACAUAUGUGCAUUGUCAUUUCUAAACAUUCUUGAAAUAAGCAAUGGCUCAGAGAGUGACAUCUACUGCUUGAGGUCCAUUAAAGAUUCAGUAGAAGGCCCCCGUAACUACUUGAAAAAUUCGUGGAACAUUAACAACAAUACCGUAGGCUUCAUCUGUGAAUUUGUUGGGGUUGAAUGCUGGCCCCCAGAUGCUAAUGAGGUCUUAAAUUUCCAACUCAGUCACAUGAUGCUCUGGGGUCAAUUCCCUCGUGACAUUGAGAAUUGCACACAUUUAACAGGAUUAGACCUCUCUGCUAAUGAACUUUCAGGACCACUCCCAUUUGACAUAGGAGACUUGAUCCCAUUUGUCUCAAAACUCAACAUCUCCGGAGACAAAUUUUUUGGGGAAAUCCCAAAGAGCUUUGUCAAUUGCAAUUUUCUAAUGGUUCGUUCAGUAAUGGCUUUUUUUCUAUCCAAUUAUAUGGCUUUCAUGAUUAAGAAGAAUAGGAUUGAGAAGAUGGCACUGUCCAAGAGGAGUAGAACUAAUAAAGAAGUUGAUCAAGUUAACUACUUGCCAACUAAAGGGCUCCUACAAGAAGGGAGGAAAACGAUUUAUAAGUUGGAGGGAAUGGUUUCUAGAAUGAACUUUAUAGAAUUCAGUGAGGCAACUAGCAAUUUUAGCACAAACAAUGCCAUUGGAUUAGGAAAGAUAGGGAUGAUGUACAAGGCAGUGCUUCCAAAUGGUUCACCCCUUGCAGUUAAGAGGUUAUAUGGUUGUCAAUUGUUUGAGAAACAAUUCAUUUCAGAGCUAUUGGCUCUUGGGACAUUGAAACACAAUAACUUAGUUCCCAUCUUGGGAUUCUACAGAGAAAGGAAGGAGAAACUUCUAGUGUACAAAUAUAUAUCGAAUAGUAAUCUUUAUUAUUGGCUACGUGCAAGGGAGAGCAUGGAUAAGAUCUUGGAAUGGCCUCUGAGGAAUAAAAUUGCCAUUGGGAUAGCAAGAGGCUUAGCAUGCCUUCACCAUAAAUGCAAUUUCUGA
Molecule: messenger RNA, 1056 nt
Organism: Quercus robur (English oak)
Lineage: Eukaryota; Viridiplantae; Streptophyta; Magnoliopsida; Fagales; Fagaceae
Product: probably inactive leucine-rich repeat receptor-like protein kinase At5g48380
Exons: 3
Coding region: 1-1056 (351 amino acids)
Biological process (GO): protein phosphorylation
Molecular function (GO): protein kinase activity; ATP binding
Source: RefSeq, a predicted model, not a curated record